AUGACUGAACCCAAGCAGCCGGCAACUGCUGGUCCAGACUCGCCCUCUUCGAUCUCAAUGAACGAGAAAUCCGACACAUACGCAGCAUUUUCCAAGGAAGACUUUCUAUCCCCAGACUUUCGCUCUGAUCAUAUCAACAUCAUCGUGCGUGAAGGCAUCAUUCUUGGGGCAGGUGCUCAGGCCAUUCUACUCCAAGUUGCCAACGCAGGUGUUGGAGCGGGAGUCAACGAGCACAGUAAUUUUGCGUACCGUGUCCAAGACAGACUGCGGACCACCAUGACAUUCGUAUAUUGCAUGAGCUUCGGCACGCCCCAGGAGAAGAAGACCAUUGUCGACAUGAUUACAGCGGUGCACAAGAACGUCACAGGUACACUCAACGAGGGCCGAGACAAGGGCAAGACAUACAGUGCCUUGGACCCCAAGCUUCAGUUGUGGGUUGCGGCGACAUUAUACGCGACCGGAUUGCCCAUAUAUGAGCGUGUAUUUGGCAAAAUCACAAACGAAGACCUGCACGAGAAAAUCUACCGCGAGUACUCGAUCCUCGCUUGCGCCCUCCAAGUACCACCAGAGAUGUGGCCGCGGACAAGGAAGGACUUCUGGGCUUACUGGGACCACGAGAUUGCGACGAUCGAGGUGACUCAGCAUGCAAGGGACAUAGCCAAAGACCUGCUCUAUCUGAGACAAGCACCCUGGCAUAUCCGAAUGUUGACCCCAGCUGUUCGUCUCUGCACCGCUGAGUGGUUGCCUGAGCGUAUCAGAGCAGAAUAUGGCGUCAAAAGACACCCUAGACGCUACAGGAUGUUGGAGCGUCUAGUCAGAGCAACAUAUCCAGCUCUGCCAUUGAGCGUUCGCAGCUACCCUGUUAAGCUAUACAUGAAUGACAUGAGGGAAAGACUUGCUAAUAAGCGAGCUGUUAUCGGGAAGGAUGCGUAG
Neoarthrinium moseri is the source of this 933-nucleotide messenger RNA. RefSeq lists its product as uncharacterized. The transcript has a single exon. Bases 1 to 933 code for a protein of 310 amino acids. The record is from RefSeq and is a predicted model, not a curated record. Gene Ontology annotation, molecular function: oxidoreductase activity. NCBI's taxonomy places the organism in Eukaryota, Fungi, Ascomycota, Sordariomycetes, Amphisphaeriales, Apiosporaceae.